AGUGAGAAGACUUGCAAACAUCUUCGCGUUUGAUGCGCAAAAACACCCUGUUUCGCUCUAAAGUACGUGCUCUGGUUGGCAAAGCACCCCUGGCGAGAUGCACGUCUUGCCUUUUUCCUCGCCUAAUCCCAAAUCCAAGCUUCUCAGCGUCUCUAAGCGAUAAGCAAGUAAAUUUGGACAUUGGAUAUCACGAGUCAAACACAUAUGAGAUUGCGAGGAAUUGCGUGACAUCUUUGCCAAAUCUACUGACCACGGAAAACACCUUCUGGCGGUUCGCCUCCCAAUAAGUUCGCCUGCACGGAAGGGUCACACAUUGAAUUGUGCAGAAUUUCACUGUUCUCCGAGUGCGGUGAUGUGACUUUACAGUAUUGCAACAUAUCAUCCUUGUUGUGGGCGCAGAGAAAGGACAUUCCGACACGUCGCCAGCAGUGCGAUACAAUAUUAAUGAGAGCAGUGUGAGCGGUGCUGAGAAGUCGGAGAAUCACGAUUGUCCAUUUGCAGAUGGUGAGAGAAAGUGUGGGACAAAUGUGAAAAAUGAUGUGUGAAGAUGAUCCCAUUGGGCAGUGCGGCGAUGCUUCCCUUGGGGCGAGCGCUGAAAAAUCAACACUGGACUGAAUCACGUGCCGAGUGGAUAAGGAAAACUCACGCAAUCAGCAUGAUCCGCAAUUCCAUUUAAUUGCCGAUGCCCGGUAGUCAGCAACGGUGCAGAGAUUGAGAUUCCACAGACUCAUGCUCAAUCCCAGCCAUACGCUCAGGGCGACCAAUUAUGCUGCUGAGAUAUUAAAUUCCACCAAAGUCUCUCUAUCACGAGCGACGAAGGGGCGGCAGUGAAAAAAGGAAGAUUAUCUCAAGUAUAUUCUCAGAGUUCACGGAGCACAAUAUUACACGGCAGAAUGAAAAUACUGUACCGGUUUCGUGUCUACAUAGGAUUCUGUCUGCUAAUCCUGCAGUCAAAAAUCAAAGAGAGCUUCACAUCAUCCACAGUGCAUCCCAUCGCUCUGCCCUAUUUCAAUUUUGAUGUGCAGCGCAACGUCACCGUGACGGUGGGACAAACAGCCUUCAUCCAUUGCCGUGUUGAGCGUCUCGGUGACAAAGACGUCUCGUGGAUACGAAAGAAGGAUCUCCACAUUUUGACUGCAGGCACACUGACUUACACGUCAGAUCAGCGAUUUCAGGUAAUCCGAUCGGAUAGCACAGGAAAUUGGACACUUCAGCUGAAAUAUCCCCAGAUUCGAGACACGGGCGUGUACGAGUGUCAAAUAAAUACAGAGCCAAAAAUGUCCCUCUCGUAUGUGCUGAACGUUGUCGAACUGAGAGCCACGGUGCUUGGACCAUCGGACAUGUACGUGAAAUCGGGAAGUAGCAUUCGGAUUGUUUGCCGAAUACCACAAGGACCACAUGAUCUGGGCAAUGUGUUCUGGUACAAAGGUGCUGAAUUGCUGCAAGCAACACAUGCAAAUGAAGUUUAUGCUGACAAAACCCAAAGAAUAACAAUAGACUCUGAUUGGGUGGAUGGAUUGACUUCCAGAUUGAUCAUCCAAAUGGCUGUGCCCAGCGACACGGGAAAUUACUCUUGUGUGCCCACAAAUGUUGCCAAGCCAGGAAGUGUUUAUGUGCACGUAAUUAUUGGAGAACAUCCUGCAGCGAUGCAACACAACUCAGCGGAAAGCACAAGGAUCUGUGGUGCAUUCAUUGCUGUGACAUUUCUAGUGCAGUUCGCCACCAACAUUUGGCCGUGCGCCCACUCUGCCACCCACUUCUUCAGUCAUGCGAGAUGAAAGUGCGACGCGAAUUGCGCUCACGCAGAAUUGGAGUGACUUUGACACUUGAGAUUGCAGCAAUUCCCAGGAACGGACGAAUAAUGUGAACUUGUUGAAUACACACAGAUUCAUCUUCCACUCGCGAGGAAAUCAUCAAUAAUACUAUAGGGAAAAUACUUAUGCUUCUCAUGCGAAAGUAACUAACUUAAUUUUUCACUCCAUGUCACAAGGAAUGGGAAAACUUUUGUACGCCAAGCAAAAAUAUUAUUUCACUGAAUUUUUCACACUCUCUCUCUUCUCAUCAUGUCAAGAGCUUUCUUCCUCCACAAUUCCUUGCAAUGAUGACUGACAGAUUAGGAGUCCUAAUCCUCGGAAAAAAGUUCUUCACCUCUCACUCAAGAUGAAUAAUAAUGCUAGAUAAUUGCCAGCAAGUUGAGGAAGUAUUUGAAAUAUGCAGACGAAAGAUCUAAACUAAAUUGCAAUCUUCAUGCCUUCUUUUUAUCACUAAGAUUCAUUCAAAUUGGAGAUUUUGUGCAAAAACAAGAGAUUUUUCCAACUUCUCAUGAGCUUAGCAUUAGAGAAAAGCAGGACACUUUCGGACACACAAAUUUCUUUAAUAAAUCACAAAAUCUGAUGAUUGAGAAAGCGCAGUUUGAGGCGAAAAAAUGUAUAAUUAAUCAAUUUUUUUUCCUAGCAAUUUUAACAAUUGAUCACAAAUAAUGAAUAAAUCGCACUGAACAAAAUAGCUUUGCCUCACCCUAAAUUGCAGAAUUAUCAAAAAUGCUCUUUAAGCAUGAUUUGCGUUAAAUCUACAAUCUAGGCGUCUUUGAAAGUUCUUAUUGAACGCCAAAAAUAUUCUCAAAAACUUUAUGCUGACUUAAGAGAUGAAACUUUGGGAGCUGAUUAAAAUCAUUCUUAGUGGAGAAAUUCAACGAAAUCGAAGCGCAUCUUCUGCUGAUCACUUCUGGGGCGAUUUACCUGGUUUGCUGAAAGUAAAUUUGGACAAACCUUUUCCUAAUCUGAGCUGGAGGAAAAAUUAAAUUGCAGGAAAAAAAAGUCCGCUACCAUUGCGCGCUGAGGAAUAAAAUUGAGAUGAAAAUGGCUACAUUUAUUGUGUGAGAAAGUUUCUCGUGAAAACAGUGCCGAGAUGGAGGGAAAAAAAAACCGCCCUGCAGAGGAAGAGGAAACCUUGGGGGGAAAAAAAUAAGAAGAAAAGUGGAGAAAGUCGAAAGAAAGACCUCAUCCCACAGCGCGAAGCUCGGUUUCCAUUUUUCAUUAUUCGAGUGAGAGAAAAUAAGAUAAAUUAAAUCAAGAAAAAGUUUUCCCAUUUCCCCAGCAUCCACACAUAACCCGCUCAAUUUGGGGGCGGGAGAGAAGUUUUUAAUAAUUUUCUCAAGAAGUAAAUAAAAUAGUGUAACAGAAACUAUUCUCACGAAUGCGAGCCAUGGCCAGAGAUCCACUUCGGUGAGUUCGUGUGCCAUAAAAGAAGAAGAAGGAACUUCUUUCUUCCACAACUUCAGAAGGCAACCAUAAUGUUGUCUGAGAGAUACAUAAAUUUAUACUUUUGCCAUUUCUCACGAUAAAUCCGCGUGGGUGGCCGAAAAAUUGUUCAAUUGAUACUGAGAAGCUCCCGGGGAAAUUGAAUGAAAUAUUUAAGACAACAAAUAUAAAAGCUGUUCUGGAGUUUCUGACGACGAUUUUGUAUUCUUCUGCAAAUUGCGUGUGUGCUUUAAUGGUACAUUUGUGACGCACUUGAAAACUUUUUCUCUCUCUUCACAACCCAGUGAGAAAUUGAUGAUUUUCUCAGAGGAUGGACACAAUUUUCGCUUUGAGACUCUCAUUGUUGGAUCACAUUUCCAAAAACUUUUCCACACACACAAUUUUCGGAACAAUGCCAGAGCAACAUAUCACAUUUUACACCCAAAAUCACCCUUUUUGAGCCAAACAAACUGUAACUAACUUCCAUGGGCGUAGCCAAGAAGAGGCGAAAAGCAAUACACUUUCCUGAGUAAGCCACGCCCACAUUAAAGCCCCGCCCACAUCUUCGCUUAGUUUAUCGAUUUGAUUGGAGAAUCUGAUGUAAAGCAGUUCUACAUCGUCGAGAAAAACACCAAGAGACUUCGUGGAAAGUAGUUAAUGCAUGUAAUAAAUUAAGAACUAUUGAUCCUGCAUUAAGCACUGUUCACAGGAUCCACUAGAUUUAAACCUAAAAGGAAAGAUCCAAAGAACAGAAUCUUCGAUUCCUCUAUGCAAGGCUUUAGCAAUGGGAAAAUGCCACAAGUGGUUAAUGAGAGGCUUUAAAGCACUGUAACGACAACAGAUGAAUUGUCAAUGCAAACAGUUACUCAGGACGAGAGUGAGCCUAGUUUGCAAACAUUGUUAACCUUGGAUUUACCAUGAGAGUGUAAAAAUUACCAAUUUCUAGCUUACAAUGUAAAGAUUUUAGAUAAGUAAGGAAGAAUUUGAUUGGAAUUAGUGGUAAUUCAUAUGUAUUAUUAUUAGAAUGUAAAAAGAAUGUAUAUCAAUCGUCUCCCGAAACCUGCAUUUCUUAGACACAAAAUCCUCAGAUUUACCAAUAUGAAUCCUUUUAACACUGUUUCUCAAUCGACUAAAAUCAAAUGUGUCAAAAGAUGUCAUUUUGGUAGAUCUAGUGAUGAAAAUUCCGUGGUAAAUCUAGUGUUAAAGAACGUGUAAGAUGACUUGAAUGUGUUUUUUGAGCCUGGCUACGCCCUUUGCUAUCACUUCUGCGGUAGAAGGCAAGAGUUUACACCCAAGAAGAAUAAAGAAUCCCCUUUGUAAAUAUGCGACUUAAAGAAAAAACCCAUGAGAAGCUGUGUCGAAAGCCCCCUAAAUUGCACACAGAUUCAAGAAGGUAGAUAAGAAAAUAAAAUAUAACUCAUUGUAAA
Phlebotomus argentipes is the source of this 4666-nucleotide messenger RNA. It is a transcript of the gene dpr1, whose product is annotated as zwei Ig domain protein zig-8. The record is from RefSeq and is a predicted model, not a curated record. Gene Ontology annotation, cellular component: neuron projection membrane. The transcript has 9 exons. Bases 894 to 1778 code for a protein of 294 amino acids. Gene Ontology annotation, biological process: synapse organization. NCBI's taxonomy places the organism in Eukaryota, Metazoa, Arthropoda, Insecta, Diptera, Psychodidae.